GAUAAACACUGCUGGUCCACUUUAGCCUGAUGCGCAUCAGAGCCUUUACCGUUUUAUUUUUCUUUGUUCAGCAAGAAACCAUUAAUUUUAAUUCUUUUCCCCAGGAGCUGGAGCUCUACAGAGAGAGGACUAACACUUGGGCUUUAUGAUGAGCAGUUUUUUAACAGUAUGGGAGAAAUGAUUGGAACAAAUAAGUAAGAUUCAACGAGCUUUUCCUUCUCAUAAUACUUCUGUAACUGUGGAGUAAAUCAUUUGGAUGUCCGGUCCGUGCCAGAGCGCAUGGGGAGCGCACUCCGUGGGACUGUUAGUACGUGAGUGACACUAUCCAGCCGGUCACAGCCUUCUCAGUAACCUCAGAAACAGUCCGGGUCCCGGAGGAGGAUGCCUUCCCUGCACCACGGAGCAAUCUUCAUCGGAGCCUUCCUCAUUGUGACCGGGGGCUCCACAGCCUUCCUGGCCUCAUACCAGAGCCGCAUGCAGGCUUUCUCCCUCUGCUGCGUGGUGCUGGGGGUGGUCAUGCUCAUCCUGGGGUUAUUCUGGGCUAUGAACAGCAAAAGUGCAGCAAACUACAACCACCGAGAGUUCGACCCGGAGUGUCCACAUUAUCCAUACAACGACUCCCCCAACUUUGGCAGCCAUGCCCUCUUCACACCCCCAGGAAGCCGUUUCCCAGAGUCCCAGUCAGUGUUUCUGCCUAGGACAAUGGAACGCCACAGGCACGUUGCUCGUGGGGAGGAGUUCGACUACCCUCCCAUGGACCAUGGUGGUUUCAGUCCAUCGCCUCACCCUCCUCCAUGGCAGGAACCCCCGCCUCCCUAUGAGGUUGCCAUCAAGACCACGUGCAGCUCUACACACCUGCGACGCGCAUACUCAGACACACACCUGGCGACAGAGCCCCUGUUUGGACAAUCAAGAGAGAUCAGCUUUGAGGUGUGA
This is a messenger RNA of Epinephelus fuscoguttatus (brown-marbled grouper), 936 nucleotides long. RefSeq lists its product as uncharacterized. Bases 382 to 936 code for a protein of 184 amino acids. The transcript has 2 exons. Lineage: Eukaryota; Metazoa; Chordata; Actinopteri; Perciformes; Serranidae. The record is from RefSeq and is a predicted model, not a curated record.